AUGUGCACUGCCCAGCUACUCACGGGGCCCGGUGGCCAAACGUCCCUCCUGGGCACGGGAGAAAUCUCUGGAUUCCUUUGUGUAACGUUGCUUUCCAACCUCGCAGGGGAGGACGCUGACUUCCGGCUGAUCCUGGUCGGAAAGUCUAAAGGCGGGAAAAGCGCCACGGGCAACACCAUCCUCGGCCGGAGGGUGUUCGAGUCCACCUUGGGGCCAAACGCCACCACCCUGAGGUGCCAAAGGGGUCAGGGAACCUGGCAGGGCAGGAAGGUCUCCGUGGUCGACACGCCCGGCAUUUUCGAUUCUGAAAACUACACGGAGAUUGUGCGACGCGAGAUCAUGGCUUGCCUUCAGCUGUCCUGGCCCGGCCCCCACGCCCUGAUCUUGGUGACCCAGUUGGGGUGCUUCACUGCGGAAGAUGCGGCUGCCGCAAACUGUGCCUGGGAUAUCUUCGGGGCCGAGUCCGCCAGGCGCACCAUCGUCCUCUUCACCCGCCUGGAGGAUCUGGGAGGGGCCUCCCUGCAGGAGUACGUCCGAAAGUCCAACAACUGGGAUCUGCGGAAGCUGAUCCUGCAGUGCGGGAACCGCUUCUGCGGGUUCGACAACAAGGCUGCGGGAGCCGAGCGGGAGAGGCAGGUCUCGGAGCUGAUGGCGACGGUGCAAAGCGUCAUUUUUGAGAACAAGGGGACACCCUACGUCAACCAGCUGUACUUGGAGCCCAACGUGUGUGAUGAACAUGUCAAGAGGUUCCUUCAGCGAAACCAAGAGCCGUGGAGCUCGCGGCGAUACGACUACCGGCGCGAGGAUCGUACUGGCGCCAACUCCAUGUGA
Protobothrops mucrosquamatus (brown spotted pit viper) is the source of this 831-nucleotide messenger RNA. RefSeq names its product GTPase IMAP family member 2-like. The coding region runs from base 1 to 831 and encodes 276 amino acids. Gene Ontology annotation, molecular function: GTP binding. The transcript has 3 exons. The record is from RefSeq and is a predicted model, not a curated record. NCBI's taxonomy places the organism in Eukaryota, Metazoa, Chordata, Lepidosauria, Squamata, Viperidae.